AUGCCUCGAUCCAACCGCUGGCGUAACAUUGAUCGCCUGCUUGGCUUCGAUAGACAUGGCUAUCACUCUCGCCGCCAAUGGGUUCAUGAAGAAGAGCGCGCCUUGCUGCCACAGCUGCGUAAUGAGGAGAUAGACUCUGCCAUUCCACCCGCCGACGUUACCAAAGUAUGCCUCCGACUACGACACCUGGUCCAAGAGUGCGUACCAUGUGAAAUGGAAGAGAGCCGAAUCACCGCACCCCAUAGCCGCAUUAUUACGACCAACGUGAUCCAAGCUGCCAAGGAAGCAGGCGGUCAAGAGUACAAGGGUUGUGUGGUCUACGCUUUACUCGUCAACCAACGUUGGUUCAAUCAUGAAGCAAAUGUUGAGCUUUGGGAUGCUAGUCUGCACAAUCUGCGAGCCGAAGCUUGCGGUGUUAUAGCCAAGGCCCUUAUCGAGGAAGAGGAAGACACGGCGUAUCUUCUGCACUCGGUGCUCCUACGUCGAUACUCGUAUAUUGCAAACGGCAUCCCGACGCCUCCUGUCAAUGUCAUCGAAAAAGCUGUCGAUUUGCAUGCAGUUCGAGUCAUUGGCUCGUCGGGAUACCAAAAAUGCAUCAGCUAUCUCUGGCGCGGCUGGCUCGUGCAGGAUGAGAACGACCCAUCUUUCUUUGUCGACUAUAAUGACAAGGACAAUCCGAAUUUCCUGGUUCAUAUGGAUCCAGAUCGGAUGCGAACCCCUAGAAACCAAAACAUUGCCCAGCUGUUAUUUUCUCUCGUCUAUCUUGCCCUCUUCACCAUUGCCAUCAACUCAGUCAACGCCAGUGGCGUCAUCGACAUUGCCGAAGGAGCCCUCUAUUUCUUUACACUCGGAUACAUAUGCGAUGAGUUGCUCAAGGUCUACAAGGCUGGCUAUCAGAUCUUGGGCUUUUGGAAUGCUUUCAACGCCAUCUUGUACGCGUUUUUGACGGCAUCGUUUAUAUUCCGCAUUGUUGGCCUGACUUUUGCGGAAAAUUCAGAUGGACGUACCCAUUACAGCACGCUAGGAUACAACAUCCUGGCCUUUACCGCUCCGCUGUUUUGGUGUCGUCUCUUGCUCUACUUGGAUAGCUUCAGGUUCUUUGGCGCCAUGCUUGUCGUUCUCAAAGUCAUGAUGAAGGAAUCGGUGAUAUUUUUCGCCUUGCUCAUUGUCAUUAUUAUCGGUUUCCUACAAGCCUUUAUCGGUCUAGACCUCACUGAUGACAACGUUGCCGAUGACGUGUGGUUCAUCAUCGAGUCAAUGAUGAGGGCCAUCCUCGGAAGCCCAGAGUUUGAUGGAUUCGAUGGAUUCGGGCCGCCUUGGGGCGCGAUCCUGUAUUACUGCUUUACAUUUAUUGUCAUGGUUAUUCUCCUCAACAUUCUCAUUGCCCUGUACAAUUCUGCCUACGAGGAUAUAUAUGAGAACGCGGACGAUGAAUAUUUGGCACUGUUCAGCCAGAAGACGAUGCAGUUCAUUCGUGCACCAGAUGAGAACGUCUAUAUUGCUCCGCUCAAUUUGAUCGAGAUUGUUCUCUCAGCUCUCUUUGAGUGGUGGAUGCCCAAGAAGUCGUACGAGUUCAUCAAUGACUGCGUCAUGGGCCUUUUCUACUCACCGCUUCUUUUGAUCAUGGCAAUCUUCGAGACUCGCACGGCGCAUGCUAUUCGUCGUAACCGAGCUCGUGGGGAGGCAGACGACGAUAUCAUUGAAGAAUGGGAACAGCUCGCGCACGACAUUGACUUUGGUGCUGAAGGAUGGGCCAAGACAUGCGAAGCUGUCAAGCCAAAUAUGGAUGAUGACCCAGCCGUUGUUGAGAUCAAGAAACUGCGCGCUGAGCUUGCUGGAUUGAAGUCUAUGCUGGCAGACCUUGGCGACCAUGUUCACUUUCCGACGAGCCAGGAUACCAAGAUUGGGGACGGUAGCGCCUAUGAAUUCAAGCCAUCUUCGGAAACGACUCAUGAGGAAACGGAUCAUGCCCCGAGCACCGGCAAAGACGUGGCACACGACGUAGCAAGCUCAUCUGGCAAAGCCCCGGCGGGGAGCAGCUUCGAAGAGCUAAUUGACCUGGUUGAUGAUUCUGCUAAGCCGUCCAAGGAUUCUGAAGAGGCCACCAAACCAGCGGAAGAAUCUACGCGUCCUUCCGAAGCCGUACCAGAACCAGAGAGUGAAGAUACAUCAUCCAAGGCACCCGAAGUUGCACCUGAAGACCCAUCAUCUGAGACACCUGAAGACACCGCAUCCAAAGCACCUGAAGACGCACCGUUCAAGCCAUCGGAAGAGGCAGCGGUCGAUUCCUCUGAAGAUGCCCCGACUAAGACACAGGAUGAUGUGCAGCUAGAGGACCCUGAAGACGUGCCCUUCAAGGCUCCUGAAGGUGCCCCUCUCGAGACCUCCGAGUACGUUCCCUUUACGGCCCCCGAAGAUCUGCCGUCAGAGGCUGCUGAAGGCGUUCCUCUCGAGACAUCUGAAGGCGCUCCACUUGAGGAGACAUAUGCAGAGGCUGCGGCCAAGGCUCCUGAAGAGGCUGCGCCUGAACGUGUUGAACGUGUCGAGUCUGAGGAAGUCGAAGGCGAUGAUGCCAGCCCUGAGAGUCCAUCUGGCGAAGGCAGGGCAGAGGGCGAACAAGAUCCCAAGCCAAAGGCCAAGAGAAGAAGAAGAAAGAACAAGAACAAGGGGUCGCAAGCCGGCCCGAGCGGCGGUAGCUAA
This is a messenger RNA of Trichoderma breve, 2700 nucleotides long. RefSeq lists its product as uncharacterized. Bases 1 to 2700 code for a protein of 899 amino acids. NCBI's taxonomy places the organism in Eukaryota, Fungi, Ascomycota, Sordariomycetes, Hypocreales, Hypocreaceae. The transcript has 5 exons. Gene Ontology annotation, molecular function: monoatomic ion channel activity. The record is from RefSeq and is a predicted model, not a curated record. Gene Ontology annotation, biological process: transmembrane transport; monoatomic ion transport. Gene Ontology annotation, cellular component: membrane.